Molecule: messenger RNA, 767 nt
Organism: Lactuca sativa (garden lettuce)
Lineage: Eukaryota; Viridiplantae; Streptophyta; Magnoliopsida; Asterales; Asteraceae
Product: putative ripening-related protein 1
Source: RefSeq, a predicted model, not a curated record
AUGCCAUCAACAUACAAAUAUAGAAAGAAGGUAUCAAGAGUUACGAUUCUCAUUCUCUUUUCAAUAUCCAUUACCUUGUUUAUAUCUUGCGUUGAUGGUCAGUCUUGCAAGGCGAGUGGAAAGUUGAGAGGUAAAAAACCCCCUCAUGGGACAUGUGUGAACGAUCCAGAUUGUUGCAAAGAAGGCAAGUUUUACACCACGUACAAAUGCUCACCCGUUGUCACUAAACAUACAACAGCCACACUAACGAUAAACAGUUUUCAAAAAGGAGGGGAUGGUGGAGGACCAUCUGCAUGUGAUGGUAAGUAUCACUCAGAUAAUACACUAAUUGUUGCAUUGUCCACUGGGUGGUAUAACAACAGAAAAAGGUGUUCUAAGUUUAUCAAUAUACACUAUAAUGGUAAGAGUGUAAAGGCUAAGGUGGUCGAUGAGUGUGACUCCACUGUAGGGUGUGAUGCUGAGCAUGGAUACCAACCACCAUGUCCUAAUAACAUCGUGGAUGCGUCUAAAGCUGUUUGGAAGGCCCUCGGGGUGCCUAAGAGUGACUGGGGUGAGGCCAAAGUUACCUGGUCAGAUGCUUGAUGCCAAUUCGAUGAUGAGAUCAGGUCGCUUGAGUUUAUGAGUUUAUGAAUAAAUUUAUAAACCUUAAGAGAGCCUAGACAAUAAAAACAAUAAUCAAAUCAAGACUUUUUAUUUCAAAUUACUGUUUAACUACUUGUUUCUUGCCAGACGUCUGAAGCACAGACUUUGCGUUAUUUUCCUUUUGG